UUUUCAAAAAUAUUGGAGAUGCGGGGUAUCGAUCCCCCGUACCUCUCGCAUGCUAAGCGAGCGCUCUAUCAUCUGAGCUACAUCCCCUUUGUUUAUGAUGGAAGGUUUAUUAAAGAUAACAUAAUCAUAGAUGGAACGAGAUCCUUAUUUUCCUCUCUUGAAUCUAAUGGAUGGCCACUGCGCCCUCCCACCGCCAUGGCGAUCCUUCGGCUCCAAAGGAACAAGGAGAAGGCGAGAUCCCUCGUCGUACAACUAUUCCUCGCCUCUGCCGCUGCUCUCGUGCUGCUCUGGGUUGCCUUCUCCACUUCGAUCCCGGCUUCCCUGCUCUCCUCGGCCUCCGCGUCGUCGAGGGCAUCCGCCAAGGCGGCGACGGACAUCAAGUAUUUGUAUUGGGGCAACCGCGUUGAUUGCCCCGGAAAGCACUGCGAUACUUGCGCCGGAUUAGGCCACCAAGAGUCCAGCCUCCGAUGCGCCCUCGACGAAGCCCUCUUCCUCGGAAGAGUAUUUGUGAUGCCAUCUGGAAUGUGCAUCAAUCCAACACAUAACAAAAAGGGGAUCCUGCACCAAACCAGAAAUCCAAAUACAGAUGAAAUGUGGGCUACAAGGUCAUGUCCUCUGGGUUCUUUAUAUGAUCUGGAUCUCAUUUCAAGUAAGGUACCUGUGAUUUUGGACAACUCAAAGGCGUGGUUACAUAUAUUGUCAACAAGUUUGAAAUUAGGAAGAAAAGGAGUGGUACAUGUAAAUGGAGUUAGCAGGAGUGAUCUCAAGGAAAAGAAUCAGUACUCAAAUGUGCUACUGAUUAACCGUACUGCAAGCCCUCUUGCAUGGUUUAUGGAGUGCAAGGACCGCACUGAUCACAACUCUGUUUUGCUACCACAUGAUUUUCUUCCUAUGAUGGCUUCCAGAAGACUAAGAAAUGUGGCAGAUAAGAUCAAACAUUUACUUGGUGAUUAUGAUGCUAUUCAUGUGCGACGAGGGGAUAUAUUAAAGACUAGAAAAGACCGAUUUGGGAUUGAGAGGAGUCUUCAUCCUCAUCUUGAUAGAGACACACGACCUGAGUUCAUCCAGCAUAGAAUUGUCAAGUGGAUCCCACCCGGAAGAACACUGUUUAUUGCUUCAAAUGAAAGGUCACCUGGUUUUUUUUCACCACUCUCAUCUAGGUACAAAUUGGCAUAUUCGUCGAACUUUACCGACAUAUUGGACCCGGUGGUCGAGAACAACUAUCAGCUUUUUAUGGUAGAAAGAUUGAUUCUGGCAGGUGCAAGAACAUAUGUGAAAACAUACAAAGAAGAUGAGAACGAUCUGAGUCUUACAGAUGACCCAAAGAAGAACACCAAGAACUGGCAAAUUCCUGUUUACACCAUGGACAAUGAGGGAACUGAUCGAUAGACUGAGAUAUCGAUGAAUUCUUACUUCUCGACCUGGCAAAUAUUCAGACUUGGGAUAUGUUGGAACUGUUUCAAACAUCUAACAGAUUGAAUUUACGUGUCUUCCUUACUGAUUUCACACUUAAUAGAGAUGUAAUUUCUAUUUGUGGAUACAAUGAGCUUAGAGAUCAUUACUAGUUAUUUUCUUGAAAUAUUUGUUGUUUUUCUUCUUUCAAGUUGUAAAAAACCCAAACAAUUGAGACAAUAUUCAACUAUUCUCAGUAAUUCAGUAUAAUUAUUCAUAAGGUCUA
Messenger RNA from Zingiber officinale, 1678 nucleotides. RefSeq lists its product as uncharacterized. The transcript is spliced from 6 exons. The record is from RefSeq and is a predicted model, not a curated record. The coding region runs from base 19 to 1389 and encodes 456 amino acids. Lineage: Eukaryota; Viridiplantae; Streptophyta; Magnoliopsida; Zingiberales; Zingiberaceae. Gene Ontology annotation, cellular component: Golgi apparatus.